UUACAAAGUUUUACGGUAAACGCCCCCUUAGAACCGGAAAUGAAAACUAUUGAGGACGUCCUAAAUCGUGGCAUUAAGAUAGCUGUGAGCGCGAGCGAUAUAUAUUGGAUAAGCCACUAUACAAAUAUGUCUAUGUAUAUUAAGAACUUUACAAUUUUUACCAACUACACAGAGAUGUUAUUGCUUCGGGACUCAUUUGACACACGCUAUGCAUUUCUGGCCCCUGAUAUGUGGCCCAUAUACAAUGAGCAGCAGAAGUACUUCUCAAAGCCAAUAUUUCGAAUUUCGGAUAUUUGCUUUGAAAAAGAUACCACUUUGGUGUUGCCUUUGCCGAUAAAUUCGGUUUAUCGCGAAACUUUGAAUAAAUUAUUUUUGACACUGCAGGAAGCUGGACUAAUGAACUUUUGGCAACGUCACAGCUUUGUAGAGUUGACGGCGAUGAAAGUAAUCAAAUUGGAGGAUUCCAAUAAAAAGCCUGGGUUCGAGUCACUGAAGUUGGAGGACUUGCGCGUGAUAUUCAUUGGAAUGUGUAUACUGAUGUCGUUGAGUAUAUUCGUUUUCGUAUUGGAACUCUGUUGGGAGAAAAUAAGAAAAUUUGGGCGUUCAACUGUUUCUGCUAUAAAAUUAAUUUGGAAUUUGGUGAAAAUUCCAUGUUGA
Molecule: messenger RNA, 657 nt
Organism: Rhagoletis pomonella (apple maggot)
Lineage: Eukaryota; Metazoa; Arthropoda; Insecta; Diptera; Tephritidae
Exons: 1
Coding region: 40-657 (205 amino acids)
Source: RefSeq, a predicted model, not a curated record